Messenger RNA from Alligator mississippiensis (American alligator), 4691 nucleotides. RefSeq names its product Smad nuclear interacting protein 1 (gene SNIP1). Gene Ontology annotation, cellular component: nucleus. Gene Ontology annotation, biological process: miRNA processing. The coding region runs from base 127 to 1230 and encodes 367 amino acids. The transcript is spliced from 4 exons. Gene Ontology annotation, molecular function: protein binding; mRNA binding. The record is from RefSeq and is a predicted model, not a curated record. Lineage: Eukaryota; Metazoa; Chordata; Crocodylia; Alligatoridae.
ACUUCCGGGUCGGCGGGGAUCCCUGGAAGCGGAAGUGGGCCAUUGCUGCCGUUCACCUCCGGAAGCGGAAGUGUGAAGGCAGCAUCCGGAUGCGGCGCGGUGCCUAGGCCCGGCCCGGCCGCAGCCAUGGAGGCGGCGGAGCUGGAGCGGGGCCGCAAGAAGCGGCGGCGGGAGGAGCCGCGGAGCCCCCGGCGCGCCCGCUCGGCCCGCGGCAGCCAGUCCCCGCCGGCCGACGAGGGGCGCGGCCCGCACCAGGCCGCCCGCAGCCGCGACAGGGCCAGCAGAUCACCGGGCAAAAGAAAAAAUAAAUCCUCCAGUCGAAGAAGCAAGUCUCCUCGCAAUCGAAGAAGCAGAAGCCCUCAUCAUGUUGUGGUCAAAGUAAAGCAGGAGCGAGAUGAUCAUUCCCGCAGAGGACACGACGAACGAAAGCACAGAGACCAGCCCGAACAGGAACACAGACGAGAGCGAGACAGACACAGAGACCAUUCGGACAGAAGGAAAAAUUCCAGUGAAAGGCCUGGAGGUCGAGGUCACGAGAGAGAGAGGGAUUCCCAGAACCUCCGUGAGCAGCAAGCAGAGAGGGAAUUUAACGAUGAGAGAAGACGUGAAAAUCGACAAAAGAACGAAGCGAGCAACCCUGAACUUGGCAACCCUGAACUUGGCAGAUCAGACAGUAAAACUAAAGACAAAGAGCCAGCAAACAAAGAGAAACCAAGCUUUGAACUGUCUGGCGCACUUCUAGAGGAUUCAAACACUUUCCGCGGCGUCGUGAUUAAAUACAGCGAGCCCCCAGAAGCUCGGAUUCCAAAGAAACGAUGGCGUCUCUACCCCUUUAAGAAUGACGAGGUGCUCCCAGUCAUGUACAUUCACAGGCAGAGCGCUUACCUCCUGGGCCGGCACCGAAGAAUUGCCGAUAUCCCCAUCGACCAUCCAUCUUGCUCCAAGCAGCAUGCUGUGUUUCAGUAUCGGCUUGUGGAGUAUACGCGGGCUGAUGGUACAGUUGGCCGCAGAGUAAGGCCUUAUAUCAUAGAUCUUGGCUCCGGCAAUGGUACUUUCUUAAAUAACCAACGGAUUGAACCUCAGCGUUACUACGAACUGAAGGAGAAGGACGUGCUGAAGUUUGGGUUCAGCAGCAGGGAAUACGUUCUUCUCCACGAAUCUUCAGAUAAAUCCGAGGCAGACGCGAAGGAGGAGGAAGUGGAGGAAGAGGAGAAGUCUGACAACAGUUAACGGAUCUGGAAGAGAUUCCAAAAGUCUUUUUUUGCAGUAGAACUUGAAACUGGUAACGAAUGUUGGAGCAUCAUAGCACUGAUGCUGCUUAUUGCCUUAAAGUCUUUCCUUUGUUGCUCAUCAGUUCUUGUUUUAGUUUGUUUUGGGGAACUCCUGACCGACUUGUAUUCUGUCAUUAAGAACCUUGUUAAGCUUAUCCGGAAAUCCGCCUUUGUUUUAAGCUGAUUAUCUCUAACGAAGAAGGCGGGCACCUGCAAGUGAAAGCCUUGGAGUUGAAGUUAUUUAACAGAUUGUAAAAUAAGGUCCUACAAUGAUAAACCGCAGAACAAAAUAGCAAUUUUUUUUGGCUAUUCUUACAAAUUUGUUUGUCAGCAACCCAUUUGAAAUCACCACUUGACUGGAAUCCUGGGUAGAAAAAAGUGGUAUGCUUUGUCACCUGUCCAGUUACUUGAUACGAUUUGUUGAAUCGUACGCUUACACUAAUCUCGUAGCAGAGGACUUGACUGGGUUGUUUGUUAAAAGACCAGGUGUGAUGCAAAGUUUUCUGUUUCUCAUUUGAGUAGGCAGUUUGCUUUGAAAGGACUCUUCAGGAACGGGCAUUUCCCCAGAGUACUUGCAAUAGGCAGUGAAGCUUGAAACAACAAGGAAAUGCUUCCUUGGGUUUCGGUUAUGAUACUGUGGCAUGGUGUCUACCGCAGCAUGUUGCUACCGUGUCUUGAAACUGUGGCUGGUAGAGGCUGUCUGGUUUGAAACUGAUCACUUUGUUGUCUUGACAUCUCCACUGCCCCACGAGUCCUUUCACUGGGAUGCUGCAUUAAAUACCGAUGGUUUCCUUGAGGCGGUGACAACAGUGUUUCAACCAUAGUUUGCACUAUUUUUAAAAAUUCUUUAUGAAAACUUUGUACCGUUGUUUGUCUGAAAUAACUCUUGAGCUCCUGUAUGAAACAGAAAACAGUCAAGACUUUAUCAUUGUGAAACCUGUUAGAAAAAAGUCCGUUUCUUGGAAACAUUUAGAUUUGCUUAUAUUCAAACAUUUUUCUCCUGAGUUUUACUUUGUGAUAUAGGAAAUACAACUUCAGUUACUAACUUUCCUCAGUUGUAGCUGUGUUCUGUGGGUGCAUAUGGUCUUCAUAUAUGUUUAUGUAUAUACUUAUGUUGUGUAUUAUGCACAUAAAACUAAGGUUUAUGGUGUAAAUAUGGGUUGUGAUGCAGGUUUUCAAACGGUAGGUAUAAGAAUGUGUUUUGAAUAGUGGGAUCACCUUUAUACGCUCUGGGGUUUUUAAAUAAAGAACUUUUGUAAAUUUUGCCCUACCUGCUUUUAGCUGUAACAUUUUUCUAGUGUCCAUGCUGGUUUUUCUUUAUAUUCCCUUAAAUCGAUAUAAUAUAUAUUUUAAAGGAAAUCCUUUGAAUACAAAGAUGGAGAGGGGAAAAGCUAAUAUAAAGCAUAUACAUUGUCUGUCACUGUUACAUUAGCAAGGAAGAGCGGGAGAGAGAUGUGUGGUUGAGCAGGAACACUUGCGUCCCUUGCUAAUCAAAAGAAUGUGUUGUUGCUGUAGUACUGUCUCUUCAUGGAAACUGAACUACCAGGGUGAUGAGAUGAGAUCUGUCUUGACAAAUGGCAUUCCUGUGACUUCACGUCUUGCAGCGCCAUAUCCUCUGUGUGUGUGUGUGUGUGUGUGUGUGUGUGUGUGUGUGUGUGUACACUUGGAAAAAGGGGUGUUUGUACCUCAUUACCCUAGCCCAGACCAGCACCGGGCACACUUCUCAUAAGGCUGGGUAGGACCUCUCACUCUUGCCCUUUGGCAACCCCCAAAAUUGCCAGGUUCUGGUGUCUGUAUCCUGUGAGCACUGUAUUGCCUGUUGGUUCUUUUGUCAUGUGUUUGCCUUCUGGGUACUAUGGUCACCAAAGACAUCAGCUUUGUCAUGUCGGAACCUACCUGGACACAUGUGAAAAUGCAGCAAAGCGGAGAGGGGGAGACCAAUAUGUGGCUUCUGCCCUAGUGUGGUGGCUACACCCAGCGAACCGCACAUCCCAUGUCUGAUUUCUGGUUGUGCUGCUUGAUGUGUUCUGGAAUGUAGGCAUGCCCACCGAGGACGGUCGAAAUGGCUGACCCAUGGCACCGUGAAAAAUGAGCCGUUUCCUCUAAACCUUUUCCUCCAGCAGGUAUCAUCAGCAUAUUUAAAUUGAUCUUAAAUUUUUAAAGAUUGGCUGAAGAUUUCUGUCUCAUUAGGAAAAAACCAGAACGCGUAAAACUUAAUGUAGCUCAGCACUGCUGUCUUGUUAAUGAACGUAACCUGUUUGAAUACAUUACUCAUUCCCAAAAGUGGCACAGAGCUUACAGAUUCAUGGCUGUGUUAUAAAGGGGAAGGAGACUGCUGUCUAAUCCAAAAAGGACUUUUCAUACUUCUUUUGACUUUGUUUCCUUUUUUGUUGUACACGUCCUAAAUAAGUUGCUCAACUGUGACCCUGUAUUGACUGGCUUCAUGCUGAAUCAGUGUCCAGUCCUGGGGCUGGAAACAAUGUAAGUGUACAGUACUAGAUUUAGGAAUUUCACUAGACGAUGUACCAUGUUAUUUUGUGAACAAUCCUUUUCUGACUUGACGACCACUGUGUACAAUAGCACAAAACUACCAUUCUGGUAUUGCUGUCCUGCACUGGGAUAUUUAAGACUAGAUCGAAGUGGCUGGUUCUGGUGGAGUUCAGGGCCUGCAGUACACCAAUGUUGAGAGUGGUGAUAAAAACCAAAGCCCUAUUUUUAGCUGUAAUGCAACGUCCCAAAUAGAAUCAAGUGCUUUUCUUGCCUUAUUUUUCAGUAUAAAAUCUCACGGGCUCCCGAUGUUGGGUCCCGAACACGUAAGCUGUCAUUCUACGUAUACUUGAGCACAUACCUACAGUCCUCACUUUGCAUAGUGUUAUGCAGCUGGUGUGCUUAGGUGUUUGCAAGACUGGGCCUUCGCAUUGUCCUGCUGCGGUAAUUCUUUCCAUCUCCCUGCUCUUGUUUUUGUAUGAGCUAGACUUGUCCCUGUCAGGGCACGUGCCAACUCGGUAACUGCCAAUACAGUCUGAUGCUCCAUUUCAAGCAUUUGCCAUUGGCGAUUUAAAGCAUUGCUUCAAACAUCACCUCUUUGUUUUAUGUCAAAUGGACUAACAACGCGUACUUUUUAAAAUGAUCUCUAAGGUAGUUCUGUUUGGUUGCCAACUCUAACCCUAAGCAGCACAAGCAUGUAUAUUUUGUAAUGUUUUUUCCAUUUGAAAUCAAAUUUUGCCUACAGAAAAGCUUUUGUUUUGCUACAGUAUGCGGAAAUGCGCGCCAGUUGUAUCCUCCUUGAAUGGUUGUGUGUACAUCUUGCUAUGAAUGGCACAUUAUCUGGCAUACAGUAUGCUCCCAAUGUAUGUUGUUUGUAUCAAGUGACAUGUAUAGAACUAAUUUUAAAUUAAAAUUCUAUAAUUUAGUUUUAAA